AUGACUUCCAACGCCGAGACUUCUCAGUCCUCGGACGAGAAACGCCCUGCAUCGCGGCCGUCUGAAGCAAAAGUAGACGCCAUCACGCCGGUUGCCACGCAAGACGUUUCGUCCCCGCCCUGGAGAGACGAGAAGGCGGGCUCUGACCAAGGCACUAUCGCAAAAUGCAGCACAGGCGCAGAGUCCGUCGUGCAGGGCGUAGCCGUCCUCAACCCCGCCGACCCGCUCGACUUUGGGCGGCACCGUCGAGACAACUUGACGCGCCGCCAGAUCAAAGAGGACCACCCAAACGCCAACGGGAAGAAGAUUAAAAAGUUUUACACGCGACAAAACCGUCUGAUUGACCAGUUUCUCGGCGCUGACGAUGAGGAGCGUCUUGCCGUCGAGGAGGAUGUUCGCAUGGGCCCGAAAAUCAGGUUUGCCGUCAACGCCUCGUUUACCGUCAACUUUUGCCUCUUUGUUAUCCAGCUUUACGCAGCCAUUUCAACCGGCUCUCUCGCGCUCUUUGCUACCGCUGCGGAUGCAUUUAUGGACCUCGUGUCUUCCUUUGUUAUGCUCAUCACCUCCCGCAUGGCGGCGAGGCCAAGCGUGUACAAGUACCCCGUCGGUCGCACGAGGAUUGAGACUAUUGGUGUUAUCCUCUUCUGCGCAUUGAUGACGACGGUUGCAAUCCAGCUCUUGAUUGAAUCUGGCCGUACUCUUGGAAAUGGAAAGCAGGAGUCCGAAGAGUUGCACUUGGUUCCGAUCAUUUUCGUGAGCGUAGCAAUCUUUGCAAAGGCUAGCUUGAUGGUAUACUGCUUCUUUACCGAAAGUAUCCAUCGGUCCAUGUGUUUUUCAUCGAUCAUCGAAAUGAUAUCGCGUAGACACUUGCCGUGCAUACCAUGCGGGCCAAAGUAUUACGUCGAGGUCGACGUGGUUAUGGAUGAAUCUGCCCCAUUGAAAGUUACUCACGAUGUUGCUCAGGCUCUCCAGAGAAAAAUCGAAGGACUGGGUGACGUUGAGAGAGCGUUUGUUCAUGUCGAUUACGAACACGACCACGACAUCCAUGAGGAGCACAAACCUCUUUACGAGAAGAAACAGGAGAAGACCAAGGUCACACUCAAGGAAAGACUCCUAGGCGGUAGGAAAAGAAGGACGGCAGCCCCCGGCCGCAGCGAAGGAAACGUGGAGAUCUCGCUGCCGAGCCAGGCUCCCGCAACACGACGUGACACGUCCGACCCUAAAACAACAAAGGACGAAACGAGCGAUUCAGCCAAGAUGAGACCGACGCUCUCGCUCGGGAUCAAGUUCAGGAAGCUUCGGCUUACCACCAAGGACGUCAAGAAGGGCUUCUAUAAGGGCAACAGAACGGGUGCCAUGGGUCGGCAUACCAAGUACGGUGGUUAUAUCAUCGAGUGGAACAAGGUGCGGACGUAUCCGGUGCCCUCCCUCGAAGGAUUCAGCUUAUCUGCGUACGCGAUUUCUUACCCCUUUGUGAGCAAAACGGUAAAGCCCCUCUUUGGCCUCUACCAAGGGAACCCCAAGGGUCCCAAGGACCCCGAAGCUUACCUGGAGCGAUGGAAGGCCGAGAACGGUGUCGACUAA
Parascedosporium putredinis is the source of this 1584-nucleotide messenger RNA. NCBI's taxonomy places the organism in Eukaryota, Fungi, Ascomycota, Sordariomycetes, Microascales, Microascaceae. The record is from the annotation of a GenBank genome assembly.